AUGGAAAGGUUUCGAUUGUUUGGAGGUCCAGCGGUAAGAAAACGCGCAAAGGAUGAACGACGACGAAUCAAUCGCAGUUUCAACGCUUUCUUACUCGACAGUGACGAGGAAGUAGAAGAAUCUGCAGUGGAUUACGAUGGCAUUCUCACUGUCAAUGACGACGGAGAAGAAUCGGACGAUGACACACCGGAAGAACGUGUUUUUGAUGAGGACAGCUGGUCUUCUGAUGUGAAAAAGCUUUCUACAUUCAUCUUUGAAAAGGAGUCCGCUAUUGUAGGGAUCGACGUCUGUAACAAACCAUUCGACUUCUUUCGCCUAUUCUUGAACGACGAGUUGCUUGCUUUUAUUGUGCAUUGGAAAGCAACGGACUAA
Messenger RNA from Ostertagia ostertagi, 372 nucleotides. The record is from the annotation of a GenBank genome assembly. NCBI's taxonomy places the organism in Eukaryota, Metazoa, Nematoda, Chromadorea, Rhabditida, Trichostrongylidae.